GGGAGAAAGGCGAAUUUCUCUUCCCAAAAGCCCAUGAAAAUGCUCUGGAAACUGACCGACAAUAUCAAAUACGAGGAGUGUGAGGAUCGUCACGACGGUACCAGCAAUGGGACAGCUCGGUUACCUCAAUUGGGCACAGUGGGCCAGUCCCCCUACGCCAGUGCCCCUCCACUUUCCCACACCCCCAAUACUGACUUUCAGCCCCCCUAUUUCCCCCCUCCAUACCAACCCAUCUACCCCCAAUCCCAAGACCCCUACUCCCACGUUAACGACCCCUAUAGCCUGAACUCCCUCCAUGCACAGCCCCAGCCUCAGCACCCAGGGUGGCCGGGUCAGAGACAGAGCCAGGAGGCCAGCCUUUUGCACACACAUCGGGGGAUACCCCACCAGCUGUCCGGCCUGGACCCACGAAGGGAUUACAGGCGACACGAAGAUCUACUGCAUGGGCCUCAUGGGCUAGGCUCAGGACUUGGGGACAUCCCUAUCCACUCCAUAUCUCAUGCAAUAGAAGACGUCUCGCAUGUAGAAGAUCCAGGUAUCAACAUCGCAGAUCAAACUGUAAUUAAGAAAGGGCCUGUCUCAUUGUCUAAAUCCAAUAACAAUGCAGUAUCGUCCCUCUCUCUCAACAAAGACAAUCUCUUCGGUGGAGUAGUGAAUCCGAAUGAAGUUUUCUGCUCAGUUCCUGGACGCCUGUCUCUUCUAAGCUCAACUUCAAAGUACAAGGUGACAGUGGCAGAAGUACAGAGAAGGCUAUCCCCACCCGAGUGCCUCAAUGCUUCUUUAUUGGGAGGAGUGCUCAGGAGGGCGAAAUCCAAAAAUGGUGGCAGGUCGUUGAGAGAAAAGUUAGACAAAAUAGGAUUAAACCUUCCAGCUGGAAGACGUAAAGCUGCUAAUGUUACUUUACUCACAUCUCUAGUGGAGGGUGAAGCUGUACAUCUAGCCCGAGAUUUUGGGUAUGUCUGUGAAACAGAAUUUCCUGCCAAAGCUGUAGCUGAGUAUGUCAACCCGGCAACACUCUGAUCCAAACGAGCAAGUGACCAGAAAAAAACAUGCUACUAGCCACAAAGCAGAUUUGUAAAGAAUUCACAGAUUUAUUGUCACAAGACAGAUCCCCCUUGGGUAAUUCUAGGCCAAGUCCAAUACUAGAGCCGGGAAUCCAAAGCUGUCUGACACACUUCAACCUCAUCUCUCAUGGAUUUGGCAGCCCAGCUGUGUGUGCGGCCAUCACAGCCCUGCAGAAUUAUCUCACCGAGGCUCUAAAAGCAAUGGACAAAAUGUACCUCAACAACAACAACCCCAACAGCCACACAGACAGCAGCAAAAGGAGACAAAGAUGAAAAGCAUAGAAAGUGA
Messenger RNA from Staurois parvus, 1353 nucleotides. Lineage: Eukaryota; Metazoa; Chordata; Amphibia; Anura; Ranidae. The record is from the annotation of a GenBank genome assembly.